GGGUCGCGGCCGAGGCCAGGCCGCAACGAGGUCGGAGGCGGAGCGCCCGCGGGCAGCGCCCCCCACGCGAGGUGACCCCCUGGGAGCGAGCGCAGCCCGCUCGCACCUCCGCGUCCCAGCAGCAGGCUCCCUGCCGAGAUGGCGUCAGCAGGAGACCCCCCCACGGGCCCUCGGGAUGCAGCCGACCAGAACUUCGACUACAUGUUCAAGCUGCUCCUCAUAGGCAACAGCAGCGUGGGCAAAACGUCCUUCCUGUUCCGCUACGCCGACGACUCCUUCACGCCUGCCUUCGUCAGCACCGUGGGCAUCGACUUCAAGGUCAAGACCGUCUACCGCCACGACAAGAGGAUCAAACUGCAGAUCUGGGACACGGCGGGCCAGGAACGCUACCGGACCAUCACCACAGCCUACUACCGAGGAGCCAUGGGCUUCCUGCUCAUGUAUGACAUCGCCAACCAGGAGUCCUUCACCGCCGUGCAGGACUGGGCCACACAGAUCAAGACCUACUCCUGGGACAAUGCCCAGGUCAUCCUCGUGGGGAACAAGUGUGACCUGGAAGACGAGCGUGUUGUGCCCACCGAGGAUGGCCGGAGGCUCGCCGAUGACCUUGGUUUUGAGUUCUUCGAGGCCAGCGCCAAGGAGAACGUCAAUGUGAAGCAGGUCUUCGAGCGCCUGGUGGACAUCAUUUGCGAGAAGAUGAACGAGUCCCUGGAACCCAGCUCCAGCCCAGGCAGCAAUGGAAAAGGCCCGGCCUUGGGGGACACCCCGCCCCCCCAGCCCAGCGGCUGCAGCUGCUAGAGAUGGCCCCCAGCCCCCCACCCCCUCCUGCCUCAGCAGGGACUGUGACUGAGGCGUGAGCCACAAGGGCUGUUUCCAAGCUCAGGGUGCCCGCUCCCUCCCAUCAGCUGUCAGCUGCCCCCCCCCCCCCCGCCGCAUGGCUCAUUC
Molecule: messenger RNA, 945 nt
Organism: Diceros bicornis minor
Lineage: Eukaryota; Metazoa; Chordata; Mammalia; Perissodactyla; Rhinocerotidae
Gene: RAB3D
Product: RAB3D, member RAS oncogene family
Exons: 5
Coding region: 139-798 (219 amino acids)
Biological process (GO): protein secretion; regulation of exocytosis; protein localization to plasma membrane
Cellular component (GO): plasma membrane; synaptic vesicle; endosome
Molecular function (GO): GTP binding; GTPase activity
Source: RefSeq, a predicted model, not a curated record